AGGGGGCGGGCUGGCUGCCGGGCGGCCGCGCGCCGGGGCCAUGCCGCGCUCCUUCCUGGUGGACUCGCUAGUGCUGCGGGAGGCGGGCGAGAAGAAGGCGCCCGAGGGCAGCCCGCCGCCGCUUUUCCCCUACGCGGUGCCCCCGCCGCACGCGCUGCAUGGUCUCUCGCCCGGCGCCUGCCACGCGCGCAAGGCCGGGCUGCUGUGCGUAUGCCCGCUCUGCGUCACCGCCUCGCAGCUGCACGGGCCCCCCGGGCCGCCCGCUCUGCCUCUGCUCAAGGCGUCCUUCCCGCCCUUCGGCUCGCAGUACUGCCAUGCGCCCUUGGGCCGCCAGCACUCUGCCGUGUCGCCCGGGGUCGCUCACGGUCCGGCCGCCGCCGCCGCGCUCUACCAGACCUCCUACCCACUGCCGGACCCCAGGCAGUUCCACUGCAUCUCCGUGGACAGCAGCUCGAACCAGCUGCCCAGCAGCAAGAGGAUGCGCACGGCGUUCACCAGCACGCAGCUGCUGGAGCUGGAGCGCGAGUUCGCCUCCAACAUGUACUUGUCCCGUCUACGCCGCAUCGAGAUCGCGACCUACCUGAAUUUGUCUGAGAAGCAGGUGAAGAUCUGGUUUCAGAAUCGUCGGGUGAAGCACAAGAAGGAGGGCAAGGGCGGCAACCACCGCAGCAGCGGGGGUGCCGGUGCUGGCGGGGGCGCACCGCAGGGCUGCAAGUGCGCGUCGCUCUCCUCAGCCAAGUGCUCCGAGGAUGACGACGAAUUGCCCAUGUCUCCGUCCUCCUCGGGGAAGGACGACCGAGAUCUCACGGUCACUCCCUAGACGUGCGUCUCUCUCUAGGUCGCUCACCCCAAGACCUCCCUGCGCCUCAAAGACUGGCCCUGGGACGCAGCACUGGUUCCCAGGCACCCGCUGCCAAACGACCGCCCCGCACGGAUUUGGCACGGCUUUACGGAGGCCCCGGGCCCUGGGCAGGGGUGAGAGCUUGGCAGAGACCUGCCAGUGGUAUCCCUGCCCCAGCGCUCGCGCAUCCAAAGCGAACUCCAAACUGUGACCCUGCACGCGCUUGAGUUCUCCUGGACAGAGCAGCGCAGCGGCCCCCAGGCACGCCCGCCUGGCGCAGCGCCUCGCUGGCCGCCCGCGCCUCCUCGCCCGCCCUCUCCGGGCUGGCUCAGCCUUCCUUGCUUCCUCUAGUCUUCUCCGCCCCAGGUUGAGUUCUGCCUUUCACCCAGAUGCCCGUUCACUUCUCUCUUUUUAAAAUGUCUUUCUCUCUUCCUCCCCACCUCUUUCCUUGGUCCUUUAUCCACAGCUCUCGCUCCCCCCCCCCACAUACAUUUAUGAACUUUGUUUUCCCCUUGCCUUGCCCUCCUCGGGGAGCCUCCUCAUUCAGUCAGUCCGUUUGUCCCUUGGUCAGGCCUUGCUGCCCUCAGUCCCCGCAGUUCCUCUCCCGUAGGAGAAAUGCCCGUGGUGUACGUAUUGGGGAAGCCGAUUCACUCGGUUUCCGCCCAGCUCUGCACUCCCCCAAACAUAGCCCCCGGCCCUGCGCCUCUGGCAACCCUUCUUCUCCCGGCCCCCACCCCA
Microcebus murinus (gray mouse lemur) is the source of this 1579-nucleotide messenger RNA. It is a transcript of the gene GSX1, whose product is annotated as GS homeobox 1. Gene Ontology annotation, molecular function: DNA-binding transcription factor activity, RNA polymerase II-specific; sequence-specific double-stranded DNA binding. NCBI's taxonomy places the organism in Eukaryota, Metazoa, Chordata, Mammalia, Primates, Cheirogaleidae. Gene Ontology annotation, cellular component: nucleus. Gene Ontology annotation, biological process: regulation of DNA-templated transcription. The record is from RefSeq and is a predicted model, not a curated record.